This is a messenger RNA of Misgurnus anguillicaudatus (oriental weatherfish), 6833 nucleotides long. It is a transcript of the gene exoc3l4, whose product is annotated as exocyst complex component 3-like 4. Lineage: Eukaryota; Metazoa; Chordata; Actinopteri; Cypriniformes; Cobitidae. Gene Ontology annotation, biological process: exocytosis; exocyst localization. Gene Ontology annotation, cellular component: exocyst. Gene Ontology annotation, molecular function: SNARE binding. The record is from RefSeq and is a predicted model, not a curated record.
UUUUAAUAAUUAACAAUGAGCCUAUUCAGUUUCAAGGUGAAUCUGACAAAGUAUGUUGUGAGAGACUUACACUACACCGGUUUCAUUUCUCAAAGGAUAUUUUCUUUUAACAGGGAAAGGAGCUUUGUGAUGUUAAACCUGUCGGUGUUGUUUGCGAUAUGUUUGUCAGUUAAAGAGGAAAGUGAAAGAUAAUUUGUUCUGGAUCCGACUGACAUCAGGCUUGACAGACUGAUGCAUGGCAAAAUGGCUGAAAGUGGACAAGCUGAAGCAGAUGGAGAUAUUGACGUCAGUGAACCACGGACAUUGGAUAGGGACUCACCUUACUCAAAAAGUUUAAAAAAUGGAGGAAAACAUAUAGAAAGUCCAGGCAAGGAUAAGCUUGGAGGUCGUUGGAAGUCUCUUAGAGCGAGUUUUAAAGUGGGAAAUGAACGGAGUCCUUUGACCUCAAACAGCAAAAAGUCAGAGAACACCAGCAAUGACCCAAACCAAAUCUCAGAUUCCCCAGUACGAUCUCCAGACUCUCCAGACUUGAAAACUGGAAUAACCUCACAAUCUCCCCAGAGUCAAAAAUCUUCCCUUACCAGAACUAUGUCAGAUUCUGCAGGAUCAAUAACAGGUAGUCUGGUAAAGAGAGGAACAUCACUAAGGCAAAGUUUGGGUCUAGGCACCAAAAAGUUCAAACGGGAACAACUAGAACCUGUUACAGAGGCCAAAACUUUACCUGAAGAGCCAAAUAAAGAGGUUAUAGACGGUGUCAGAGUAGAGGUCAGAGACACAUAUUGUUUACCAGAGAUUCCAACUCUGCCUCUGUCAGUAAUGGAGAUUAACAAACUGAUAGAGAUGGAAGUUUUGGAGGAGGCUUAUGUGAACCUGCUGUCCCUGCGUAUGGAGCUUCAACAUGAGCGCCAGACCCUGGAAAAUGAAGAUUGUCCCAUUGAGCUCGUCCAUAAAGAGAAAGAUCUCCAUUUGCUGUAUGGGACACUCAGAAACAAAAUGUCUAAUAUUGUACGCACAUCCAGCGCCAUGCCCUCUCGUAAUAAAGAGCUGUUAGUGUAUGUGGCCCACAUUAUUUUGGAGGAAGAGUCGAGGGAAGGACAACCAGGAGGCAUGCUGGGAUGGAGGGAGGCAUGGAGAGACGCAGUACGAGAUGGAGUUAGAGACACUUUGAAGAAAGUUCAUCUGGACAGCCUUGAACAAAACAUUUCUUGGUUGGCUGUGCAUCUGGGUCUCCUGGGCAAAGCGAUUGUAAAUGAUUUGGAGACAGUGAAGGCAGAACUUGUGAGCUCAUAUCCAGCAGACUUUAAUGUUUUUGAAACUUAUGUUUCCUGUCAUCGUGAGAUUGUGGAGGAGCAUUUGAAGGGGCUUCAGGAGAAGGUGACAGAAUUGAAAGAUCACUAUGCAUUCCUGGAUUUUAUUAUCCAUCGCUACCCUAGUGAGAAGAUAAUGGGCAGCAGCUCCUUACAACCAGAGAUGAAGGAAGAUUGGAAAGCUCUGCCAAUAAAUGAGGAUUUUCUUAAUCAGAUCAAAAGCAAAUACUGCAGUCGCUUACAGACUGACAUGAGAAAAUCACUCGACAGAAUUAUUGAUCUGGAAAAUGAGGAGAUGUGGAUAAACAGGAGAAAACCAACCAUAGAUGAAGGACUCUACAGCUCACACAUAGACAUGGACAUUUGUACGAAUAUUAAAGGACAUGUACAAGGAUCCAGCAGAAUUGAUGUGAACCUUGAGGAGAAAGUUUUGCGUUCCUGUCUGGAGGAACUGAAGCUAUUUCCGAAACGAUUUGAGUCAGCGUUUGUUGAAUGGAGCAGUAAUGUGUCUAACUUAUCUCUCUGGGCAGAGUAUCACAUCAGUUACAUAAACAGCUUUAGCGCCCUAAAAGAGCACAUGGACAGUUAUAAGGGACUUAAUAAGGGCUUAAUUCCACUGGAGCAGGUUCAAAAGGAAAUUGAUGGACUGACCAACAGAUUGAUUCAAAGUCUAAUGGAGCACUUUAAAACAAAUGUCAAGCCUUUUCUCAGGAGACAAAUGACAAGAAAAUGGUUUUCAUUUGAUGAUGAUUUUGCUCAGCUCAUCAAUAAAAUUAAAAGUCUUUCUGAACAGACCAAAUACAUGAGCCCAAUACAUAAACAGACUUUCGUAAAUGAAGCACACUUUUUUGUGGUGAAAGAAUAUGUAUCUCAACUCAUGAAGAAUAACUACACAUGCAAAAACCGAAAGAAUGAGACAGCAGCCUCUAAGAUCGCUGACCAAUGGGCCGAACUGAGAGAGCUUUUUCAAGCCAUGAAUUCCACAUUAGAUUGGCUCCAUCCAGUCGGUGACCACUUGAGCAAGAUCGUUGGAUGUAAAAAAAGUGACAUAUCACAUAACCUAAAGCCAUUGGUUGAGAACUGUCCUGAUUUCAGAAAGAGUCAUCUCUCAGCGGUGCUGUACUAUCGAGGAGUUAUCAGAGGACGGGAAAAACAAAUUGUACUGCGGCGAUUCAUGGAGCUGAAGCAGAAGAAUGAAGGGAAUAAAGAGCAUGUGCUCUUUAGUGAGAUUCAAGCAGCAGUAAACACAGACUGCUUCGCUGGUACACCCUUCACUUGUUUUUCCUUUAUUGUCCCGCACGGUUAAUAAAAACAACAACAAAAAACACUUAAUUUGGUUUGACCUUAGCCAUAUAGAUGUAAACAGUAAUGUGUGUGCCUACAUAAAUUAUUUAUAAUCUUAUAUUAUUUUAAGAUAAUCUUGACAAAAAUCAAUCACAUUACAGUUCUGAAUUACUUAUGUUACCAAAGCUGUUUAGUUUGUGUUUCUACAUGCAUCGCAGCGCAAGCAGUGUUGGACGCAUUACAAGUAACGUGCAUUACGUAAUAAUAUUACUUUUCUGAAGUAACAAGUAAAGUAACGCAUUACUUUUUAAAUGUACACAAUCAGUGUUGGGUGUAACUAGUUACUAAGUAAUUAGUUACUGUAAUUAAAUUACUUUUCCCUUGAAAAAGUAAAGUAAGGGAUUACUCUUAUUUUUCUUGUAAUCUAAUUACAGUUACUUCUGAUGUAACUAAAUACUGUGUAUGGACUCUAAAACUAUUAUGUUAACUGUAAUACAAAGGUGGAUUUUACAUGGUUUAAGUUUAAAAUUCUCACUAUUAACUGGUUGAUUAUUAGCAUUAAUAUUAAUGAGAUGCUGGCUGUUUAUUAAUGCUUAGCACAUAUCUGAUUCUGCAAAACCUUAUUCUACGUCCUUAACCCUCCUCAUUUCUAAUACUUAAAAUUAACAACUUCUUUAGUAUUAAUAAGCAGUAUUUGGAGUAUAUUGAGGCAAAAGAAGUUAAUAGUUAGUUAAUAGAGAUGAUUGGACCCUAAAGUGGGACCAGAAUAAUUGAUGUACUUUUAUAUAUUAUUUUUUCAAGCCAUUUCAAGCCUAUUCUUGUAUCAUGUACUAAAUAGGAUUUAGAAAGUAAUUAGUAAUAAGUAAUUAAAUACUUUUUGGAGAGAGUAAUUUGUAAAGUAAUCUAAUUACAUGAUUAAAGAUGUAAUUAGUAACUAGUAAUUAAUUACUUUUUUUGAGUAACUUACCCAACACUGUACACAAUACACAUUAACAUUUGGAUUACUUUUUCAAAAAAGUAAUGCAAGUUACUUUUUUAGUUUAAUUAAUUCGAUAAAAAAAUUAUGUACUGAAUUAAACUAAACGUAGUCACAUUAUGCACUCUAUGCGUACACGCCUGUGUAGGAACAGUUUGAGUCAGAAACUGAGAUGGCAGGCCAAAGCUCGACAUUUUUGUGACGAAAUAUGUAAUUUCUGAAUGCAGAACUUUUCAAGCAUAAAAACACCUGCAAGGCCUGAAAGAGAUCAAGCCUCAGCCAAGAAAAAGUAACGCAAAAGUAACUAAAAAGUAACGUAAGCAUUACUUUCCAUGAAAAGUAACUAAGUAACACAAUAAGCUACUUUUUUGGGGGAGAACUUAAUAUUUUAAUGCAUUACUUUUAAAAGUAACUUUCCCCAACACUGAUCGCAAGUGUUAUAAUUGCAUUGCUUGAAAUUCUGUAUUCGGGUUUAAACUUUCCUUUGGUUUUAAUUUUAUAACUCUUGCACUUGGAUUUUAGUCCAUAUUACAUUGGAAAGAAAUCUAUCCAACUGUCGCGUACAGUAUGUUACAAUGUGAACUAAUAUAUUUUAUUUAAAAAAAAAAGAAAAAGCUGUGAUACAACAUGUUCUCAAAAUCAUCUGUAAAUAAUGUGCAAUAAAUAACUGAUAUUGUAGAUAUGAUGUAUGCUCAUUUUAUUUACAGCAUAAACUAAAAUGUUAUGCUUGUCAAAUAUGUAACUGUUACGUAAUGUGGUGUGAAGAAGGCGAGGAAACAAAAUAAUAAUAAACUUUAAUUAGAAUAAACAAUAAACUGAAUGACAAACAGGAUAAUAUAUAUAACAUUAACAAGAUUGGACAAAGACUGGAAACAGGCAGGGGUAUAUACACAGACCACAGGUGAAGAUGAUGAUGAUAGUGAACGAGUAACAGGUGUGGACAAUGAAGACUAACUGAAACAUGGGGAAAACACUGUAACAGUAACCUAUAAACAUUGCUACAUGUGACUAUCGUGUGCUUAUACAUUUACUCUUCAUUAGUUUCAUAUCCUCAAACUGCCAUUCUUUAUGAGUUAAUUAACAUAUAUAGGGAUUGUUUGGGUGGUUCCCUUUACUUCCAGCAGCUCAACAGGUUCCAGUAAAGGCCAGGUUUGAAAAUGCACAAAUGUAUAAAAUAAUGUCACUUUGAAUAAAACCAAAGGUCGAAAUGUAAAAUCAGUUGUGAAACUUUACUUUUACUUACAGCAAUGGCAGUACAAUCUGGCAGGUGGUUUUUCCCCCACAGACAGGAUUUCAGGAGGUUAGAUGUCAACACAGAUUGUUUUGUUUGCCCAAUAUGCCUUCACUGCACAAUAGAAAAGGUUUUUUCUAAAUAGGGAACUUUAUUUCACUUUCGCAAUGAAUGAUUUUUCACAGCAAAAUGUUUUCCCAGGUGUGGUGUAGACGUAGAUCACCACCACUAAUCCUUCACCACCCCAUGUCACUUUUUUUCACUGUUUGCCAUAUAUUCCUGAAUUGUUAGGGGGAAGUUGUUUCAUUUCAUCCUAUCAGUAAAAGCCAUACAUGGUUUCACUUCCAACACUCGCUUGCAAUUUCUCUUUCUUUCUGUUUAUAGGAAGUUUGAUUUUAUCAAUACAUAUAACGUAGUAUUCUAAAAAACAAUGACAAUGGUUCUAUAUAGAACCUUAUACCAGGGCCCUGUUGAAUGCUUUAUUCUGAUUGGUUGAGAAAUGCAGCCUUUCGUUUGAGAAACGGCCAUUGUAAUAUGGUUAGAUUGAAUAACUUCAUUUGAACUUGCCAUAGUUUGACUUUUAAUUGUUGACACUGACGAACAAAACACAGUCCAUCAUUUUAUUUUCCCAAUUAAAGCAACUUAAAAAAUUAUGCUACUUUUUCUGGCCCACACAGAUUUUUAGAGGUCCACCCAUUAAACACUUUCUGCACCGCCAGUGGGUUCAGCGGAAGCAAACUGAGAUGCGAAGCUACUCAUAAACUAAUAUAUUAAAUUCCUGACUUGUUAAUGUAUGAUUAUGUUAUGACUUUACUUGAUGAGCCACAUCAUUACUAAACUAACAUAAAUUCCUGACUUGUUAAUUUAUUAAUGGCUUUUCUUGGAGGGGAACAUCGUUAAAAAGUUAUCAGUUACACAUUGUACAUAUUCAGCUCAUCUAAAUCAUUCAAAAACAUUUCAAAGUGUUGUAUACCCAUAAAGGUACAAAAAUAGUACCACACCCCAGUGACAGUAAAAGGUACAGUUUUAAACAUUUUUUCUGACAGUGCACUACACAAGUGAACAUCAUGAAAUGUCUUUUCUUCUAAAAAUAUUUUAGUAAGAUAUUAGAGUAUAUAUGCAUGUAGAGAUUUUGACUUUUAUAUACAAAAAUCCCCUCUGAGAAAUAUUCACUGCAGGGUUAAAUUUCCCAUCUGCACGGAUGGUUGUGGGUUUAAUUCUGGUGAACACACAUACUGAUAAAAUGUAUACCUUGUAAUGCACUGUAAGUAGCAUCUGCCUGCAUAAGUAAAUCAAUAAAACGUAUGACAACUAAAAAUGAAAAUGACAACUAUGCAAGUAAAAGUGAAAGUAGUUUACCUGGCUCAGGUGAAAGUAACAGGGAGGAUAUUAAAGGCUGCACACUCUGUAUUACAGGUCACUCACAAAAAAUCUUUCAGGUAAGAACUAUAACCUUUAUGUAUUUUAACUGAAUACAAAACAAUGAAAUUGGAGAUAAUAAUCAUAUUAAUGGAUAUUACAUUGCUUUCUAUUAGAUUAGGUGAGACUGAGAAGUAUUUUGAUACUCGGACUUUCUUCACAACCCUUAAUAUUUUUUAAUUUUUUUGUUUUGUUUUGUAUAUUGACUUAUUUGUGCACUCUCAGAAAAAAGUGACAAAAGGUAUCACUGGGAUGAGUUUUGUGUGUUGUUAUUGUACUUUAAGCUUCGUUCCCUUUAUAACAGGUAGCUUCAUACUUGUUUUAAAUGAUUAAAUGAUCAUACUGCUUUAACAAUGACUGACAUGUAAAAAGCACAUACAUGUAUUUUGUUCAUUAGGUUGAUAAACUAAUUAUCAAAAGAAUGUGGUACAACAUGUGUCAAGUUUUUUUUUUUUAGAUAUUUCUGAGUUUUCGUAUGUGAGGUACAGUAAUCUUGCUUAUGGGAGUAAAGAGAAAAAGUGCAGAUGAGCACUUGAUAUGAGAAACACAUCCUGUUUUUAAAGGUAAUGUAUACAUGUUUCUUAGCUAAAUAAAUGCUUAAUGCUUAAAUAGUUAA